Molecule: messenger RNA, 329 nt
Organism: Paramuricea clavata
Lineage: Eukaryota; Metazoa; Cnidaria; Anthozoa; Malacalcyonacea; Plexauridae
Source: the annotation of a GenBank genome assembly
CGGUGAAUCAAAUGUUGGCACAAUAUAUUUUAGAAACCGUUCAAUAUAUGAUUGCCCUGGCGUUAGACACUCUGGUCCUGCUGAUAUGGAUUACACAAAAGGAGAGGGUCAUCAUAGGGUAGAUAUAUCUCUAAAAUCAGUUCCUCGACACAUUGAUAAAAUUGUGUUCACUUUGAGUGCCUGGCGUUCAUCUAGUGUCUCGGCAUAUCGCUUCCGCAGACUUCGUUUCUAUGAUGUUGAUUUUCCUGAUCAGGAACUUUGUAGCGACGAUAUAAGCGGUCUUGUGCACAAUGAAUCGAUCAUAAUGUGUUGCCUGCCAAGAAAACAAG